Messenger RNA from Arabidopsis lyrata subsp. lyrata, 2104 nucleotides. Its product is annotated as malonyl-CoA:anthocyanidin 5-O-glucoside-6''-O-malonyltransferase. The record is from RefSeq and is a predicted model, not a curated record. NCBI's taxonomy places the organism in Eukaryota, Viridiplantae, Streptophyta, Magnoliopsida, Brassicales, Brassicaceae.
AGAAGUAAGUAAGGAAGGACACAUAACCUCCAAAAGAAGCUAAAAUGCAUAUAUAAGCGUAGUCAAACAAAGCCAAAGUCAAACAAUAAAACUUUGGACUUCACUACCGAGCCAUGGUGAAUUUCAACUCAGCCGUUAACAUACUUGUGGUGGUCCGAGUUAGCCCGCCGUCUUCUAACUCGCUAACACUCCCACUCACUUACUUUGACUUAGGUUGGCUCAAACUCCACCCCGUUGAUCGUGUUCUUUUCUACCGCGUCCCCGAGCUGACUCGCUGUUCUCUCAUCACUCAAAUCAAGUCCUCUCUCUCAGUCACGCUCCUCCACUAUCUCCCGCUCGCCGGCCGCCUCGUGUGGGACUCAAUCGACACCAAACCGUCCAUUGUCUAUUCUCCUAACAACGACGAUGCCGUGUAUCUCACGGUAGCUGAGUCUAAUGGUGAUCUUUCCCAUUUCGCCGGAGAUAAACCUCGCCCCGCCAUCGAUUUUCAUCCUUUAGUCCCUGAGUUAUCGGUUUCCGACGAAUCGGCUGGCGUUCUCGCCGUUCAAAUAACGUUUUUUCCCAACCAAGGGUUUUGUCUCGGCGUAACCGCACAUCAUGCCGUUUUAGACGGAAAAACAACAGCCAUGUUUCUCAAAGCAUGGGCUCACAACUGUAAACAAGAACAAGAAUGUGGUCACAUUGCUCUGCCUCUGCCACAUGAUCUAAUCCCUUCUUUAGAUCGUACCAUUGUUCAAGACCCAACGGGACUCGAGACAAAACUCUUGAACCGGUGGAUAUCAGCUUCCAACAACAAACCAAGUUUAAAACUGUUUCCUUCCAAAAUAAUCGGAUCCGACAUUCUCCGAGUCACGUACCGGUUAACUCAAGAAGACAUCAAGAAGCUACGUGAACGAGUGGAGACCGAGUCACACGCUAAGCAGCUCCGUUUGUCGACUUUUGUCAUCACUUACGCUUACGUUAUAACAUGCAUGGUGAAGAUGCGUGGAGGUGACCCGACCCGGUUUGUGUGUGUCGGUUUUGCAUCAGACUUCCGGUCCCGGUUAAACCCUCUGUUACCGUCGACAUUCUUCGGGAACUGCAUUGUCGGGUCAGGAGACUUCGACUUCGACGUGAAAGCAGAACCAAUUUUGGGAGAAGGAGAAGGAAAAGGUUUUAUCUCGGCGGUCAAGAGUUUUACCGGAUGGGUCAACGGAUUGUGUCCGGAGAAUAUAGAGAAGAAUAUGCUUUUGCCGUUCGAGGCGUUUAAGAGGAUGGAACCGGGAAGACAAAUGAUUUCGGUUGCCGGGUCGAACCGGUUAGGGAUUUACGGGUCUAAUUUUGGGUGGGGAAAACCGGUUAAGGUAGAGAUUGUGACGAUUGAGAAGGAUGGUUCGGUUUCAUUGUCGGAGAGUGGAGAUGGAAGUGAUGGUGUUGAGAUUGGUAUUUGUUUGAAGAAAGAUGACGUGGAACGUUUUUGCUCGUUAUUUUCUCGGGGGUUGAAAUAAGAUAAAGGGUUUGUUCGAAAACUAGUACAUUUCUCAAACAUAAUUGUAAAAGUAAUACAGUUAUUAUUUACAAUUAGGAAAAUCCCCAGUUUUUACUGUUUGUGUAAUAGAUUUGGUGUGAAAUAGGUUUUGUAGUGGAAUUGGGAAAUUACAGAGAAGGGUCUGUGACUGUUUUUUUUUUUUUUUUCUCGCCAAGGCCUUUUGACGAUUUGCUUUUAUCUAACGUUUCUUCUUUCCCUCUCUCUCUUAUCGUCUCUCUUGUACAAAGCUCAAUCAUUGUUUCCCAGAGAUUGUCUAUUGGAUCAAGACUAUUUUGGAUCGAAGCUCUUAGGCUCUUGAAAGCCGACACGCCGCUAUACGAGACUAUGAUGUAUAAAUGGAGUUUGUAUAGAAGAAGUUGCAGAAGGCCCAUUAUAUAUUGGAACUUGGGUAUUAUUUGGAUUUUGGGACUUUUGCUAAUUUAAUAGAAGGUUCUUUGAGCAUGUAUGUUAAUUUUUGUAACUUAGGUAAGAAACUAAACUACAUAACAAACAAUGUCUUCAGAUAGUGCACUUGUUUUUCUUGGAUGUGUAAGGAUUCUCUGAUCUGUACAUUUAUUAACUGUUCAGUUAGUACUA